CGAAGAAAUGAAAUAAUGUUUUCCUUACUAUUUUUUUUUCAGAUCGUUGAGUGCAGGCGUAUUUUGAAAUGGACAUAUGCUUAUGGAUAUUAUUUACCAGAGCAUGAACAUGCCAAGAGACAGUUCUUUGAGUACUUGCAAGGUGAGGCAGAGUCUGGGUUGGAAAGACUUCAUCAAUGUGCAGAAAAGGAGCUACAUGUUUACCUUAAUGCAGAGGGCCAAUCAAAAGACUUCAAUGAGUUUCGCACAAAACUUGCUGGACUGACCAGGUAGUUGCCAAACCAAAAAUUUACUUGGCUUUUUUCUUUGA
Molecule: messenger RNA, 310 nt
Organism: Humulus lupulus (European hop)
Lineage: Eukaryota; Viridiplantae; Streptophyta; Magnoliopsida; Rosales; Cannabaceae
Product: probable E3 ubiquitin-protein ligase ARI7
Exons: 2
Coding region: 16-273 (85 amino acids)
Source: RefSeq, a predicted model, not a curated record